Molecule: messenger RNA, 449 nt
Organism: Paramuricea clavata
Lineage: Eukaryota; Metazoa; Cnidaria; Anthozoa; Malacalcyonacea; Plexauridae
Source: the annotation of a GenBank genome assembly
AUGGCUGGUGCCUCAGUUAGUAAAAUCCUUUUGGUGUUCAGACAUAUGGGUCUAUGUGCAUACACAGCACGUUCAUUCUUUCGUCAUCAAAGCAAACUCGUUGUUCCAACAAUUUUACAUUACUGGGAAGCUUAUCAAGCUAAACUUAUCAAGGGACUGAAGGCUACAAAGGAUGUUGUUUGGUGUGGUGAUCGGCGGUUUGACUCCAUGGGUCACUCCGCCAAAUAUGGAGUCUACACAAUGUUAUUACCAACAAUUAUGAAAAUUGUCCAUUUUAAACUUGUUCAGGUAGGCAGAAUUUACAUAAGCUUUUAUGGUUAGAAACUUAGAACACGGUGCACAAAUGUUGACAUUGAUAUGCUUCAUUUCAACAGGCUAAAUCAGCACAGUGUAAUACACAAAACAAUUCCAAUACAACCCACUUAAAAGCUUUUUUAGAUAGUGUAUGA